Phalacrocorax carbo (great cormorant) is the source of this 10391-nucleotide messenger RNA. The record is from RefSeq and is a predicted model, not a curated record. NCBI's taxonomy places the organism in Eukaryota, Metazoa, Chordata, Aves, Suliformes, Phalacrocoracidae.
CGUACUCGUUCUGCAAUUGAAAAACACGGCUUUUCUUUUUUCUCUCUUUCAGUCUUGACCCAGAGAUAGCUAUCUUGCAAAGAAGAGCACCCAAGAGGAAGCUUUUUGCAGGAAGCCGAGGAGGUGCAAUACGGGAGAUGCAGCAGGGAGCCUUUGGCAGGUGGCGGUGGUGGUGACGCACAGAAGUUACUUUGCCUUCGGAAAGAAAAAGCCCUGUCUGCUGCUGCCUAUGUAGGUGUAUUUUUGCGUUCUACCUUCUCCCCCAAGAAGUUGCCUGGGUCGCGCAGCAGCGGGGAAGCGGCAGCUGCUCCUCCUGGGCGGUGGCAGCAGCAGCAGCAGAUUAUGGUGGCAGCGCAGCGGUAAGAGCGACGGCAGCAGACCUGAUCCCCGAAUGUGUUUUCCAUUUAAGAUCGUCGCUCGAAAGUGCCACCUGAAGCUUCGGCAGCUUGGCAGGGACCGCUUAACGUUUUAAAGAGGAAAACCCUGAAGGGGGGAAGGAGUUAAGGGAAGGAGGGGCAGCGCUAGGUUUUGUGCGUGCUUGUGGGGAGAGGGGAUUGGUUAUCAUGGCGGAUCGGACAGCUCCUAGAUGCCAGCUCCGUCUGGAGUGGGUUUACGGGUACCGGGGUCACCAGUGCCGCAACAACCUGUACUACACGGCAGGCAAAGAGGUGGUUUACUUCGUUGCUGGAGUCGGCGUGGUUUAUAACACCAGAGAGCACAGCCAGAAAUUCUUCCUCGGGCACAACGAUGAUAUUAUCAGCCUUGCAGUUCACCCGGAUAAAACUUUAGUAGCUACAGGACAGGUUGGGAAGGACCCUUACAUUUGCAUCUGGGAUUCCUACCGUGUACAGACCGUGUCUGUUCUUAAGGAUGCACACACACAUGGAGUUGCCUGCUUAGCCUUUGAUUCAGAUGGCCAGCGCUUAGCUUCAGUUGGACUGGAUGCCAAAAAUACAGUGUGUAUUUGGGACUGGAAGAGAGGAAAACUACUGGCAACAGCUACAGGCCAUUCAGACAGGAUAUUUGAUAUUUCCUGGGAUCAAUAUCAACCAAAUAGAAUUGUCAGCUGUGGAGUAAAACACAUAAAGUUUUGGACAUUGUGUGGAAACGCACUGACAGCAAAGAGAGGAAUAUUUGGUAAAACAGGAGAUCUCCAAACUAUCCUUUGUUUAGUAUGUGCAAAAGAAGAUAUCACAUACUCUGGUGCUUUAAAUGGAGACAUCUAUGUUUGGAAAGGGCUAAACUUAGUUCGGACAAUUCAAGGAGCACAUAGUGCUGGAAUUUUUAGUAUGUACGCUUGUGAGGAAGGUUUUGCCACUGGAGGAAGAGAUGGUUGCAUUCGGUUAUGGGACACUGAUUUCAAACCAAUCACUAAAAUUGAUCUCAGGGAGACUGAACAAGGAUACAAAGGUUUGUCCAUCCGAAGUGUCUGUUGGAAAGCGGACAGACUUUUAGCAGGGACACAGGACAGUGAAAUAUUUGAGGUGCUAGUGAGAGAGAGAGAUAAACCCAUGCUGAUUAUGCAGGGUCAUUGUGAAGGGGAGCUCUGGGCCCUGGCGGUCCAUCCAAAGAAGCCUUUAGCAGUCACAGGCAGUGAUGAUCGAUCUGUACGAUUAUGGAGUCUUGCUGACCAUGCCUUGAUAGCUCGCUGUAAUAUGGAAGAAGCAGUGCGGAGUGUGUCUUUCAGUCCUGAUGGAUCACAGUUAGCACUUGGAAUGAAGGAUGGCUCCUUCAUUGUCCUACGAGUACGAGACAUGACAGAGGUAGUUCAUAUUAAAGACCGAAAAGAAGUAAUCCAUGAAAUGAAAUUUUCACCAGAUGGCUCUUACCUUGCUGUGGGUUCUAACGAUGGCCCAGUGGAUAUCUAUGCGGUUGCUCAGCGAUACAAAAAAAUAGGAGAAUGCAACAAAUCUUCUAGCUUUAUAACUCAUAUUGAUUGGUCUGUGGAUAGUAAAUUCUUGCAAACCAAUGAUGGUGCAGGAGAGAGACUGUUCUACAAGAUGCCGUCUGGGAAGCAUCUAACUAGCAAAGAUGAGAUCAAAGGAAUUCACUGGGCUUCGUGGACCUGUGUGAUAGGAUCUGAAGUGAAUGGAAUUUGGCCAAAAUAUACAAACGCUACAGAUGUCAACUCUGUGGAUGGAAAUUACAGCAGCUCUGUGCUAGUGACGGGAGAUGAUUUUGGGCUGGUUAAGCUAGUCAGAUUUCCAUGCCUAAAGAAAGGAGCUAAAUUUAGAAAAUAUGUUGGCCAUUCAGCACAUGUAACCAAUGUCCGUUGGUCCCAUGAUUUUCAAUGGGUUUUAAGUACAGGAGGUGCUGAUCACUCUGUUUUUCAGUGGCGAUUUAUUCCAGAGGGGAUAACAAAUGGCAUCCUUGAAACGUCUCCACAAGAAGGUGGCAUUGAUUCAUACAGUGAAGAAUCAGAUUCAGAUUUAUCUGAUGUGCCAGAGUUAGAUUCUGACAUUGAGCAGGAAGCUCAAAUCAACUAUGAUCGCCAGGUUUACAAAGAAGACCUACCUCAGCUGAAACAGCAAAGUAAAGAGAAAAACCAUUCUGUGCCCUUCCUUAAAAGAGAGCGAGCGCCUGAGGACAGUUUAAAGUUGCAGUUUAUACAUGGUUAUAGAGGCUAUGACUGUCGAAAUAACUUGUUCUACACGCAAACGGGAGAAGUGGUGUAUCAUAUUGCUGCUGUAGCUGUUGUAUAUAAUAGGCAACAACAUGCUCAAAGGCUGUAUCUUGGUCACGAUGAUGACAUCCUCAGCCUAAGCAUUCACCCAGUGAAAGACUAUGUUGCUACUGGACAGGUUGGAAGAGAUGCUGCUAUCCAUGUUUGGGACACACAGACACUGAAAUGUUUAUCGUUGCUCAAAGGCCAGCAUCAAAGAGGAGUGUGUGCAUUGGAUUUUUCAGCUGAUGGAAAAUGUUUGGCAUCUGUUGGGCUAGAUGACAAUCAUGCCAUUGUGUUUUGGGAUUGGAAAAAAGGAGAAAAGCUAGCAACAACCAGGGGCCAUAAAGAUAAAAUAUUUGUAGUGAAGUGUAAUCCGCAUCAUGUAGAUAAGCUAGUCACAGUCGGAAUGAAACACAUCAAAUUUUGGCAGCAAACAGGUGGAGGUUUUACAUCAAAACGAGGAACAUUUGGAACUGCUGGAAAACUGGAAACUAUGAUGAGUGUUUCAUAUGGGCGAAUGGAUGAUCUAGUUUUCUCUGGGGCUGCUACUGGAGACAUUUAUAUCUGGAAGGAUACUCUGUUGCUCAAGACAGUGAAAGCCCACGAUGGACCUGUAUUUGCCAUGCAUGCAUUGGAUAAGGGUUUUGUAACUGGUGGAAAAGAUGGAAUUGUGGCACUUUGGGAUGAUAUGUUUGAAAGAUGUCUGAAGACAUACGCUAUUAAAAGAGCAGCACUAUCUGCUAGUUCUAAAGGUUUACUUUUAGAAGACAAUCCCUCUAUUCGAGCCAUCAGUCUAGGACAUGGGCAUAUACUAGUGGGAACUAAAAACGGAGAGAUACUUGAAAUUGAUAAAAGUGGUCCUAUGACUCUGCUUGUUCAGGGACAUAUGGAAGGAGAAGUCUGGGGCUUGGCAACUCAUCCUCUCUUGCCUGUCUGUGCAACAGUGAGUGAUGAUAAAACACUACGAAUCUGGGAACUUUCAUCCCAGCACCGUAUGCUGGCAGUGAGGAAGCUCAAAAAAGGUGGACGAUGCUGUGCCUUUUCUCCUGAUGGGAAAGCCUUGGCUGUAGGGUUGAAUGAUGGGAGUUUUCUGGUAGUAAACGCUGACACUGUUGAAGAUAUGGUCUCUUUUCACCACAGAAAGGAAAUGAUCUCAGAUAUAAAGUUUUCACGAGAAUCAGGAAAGUACCUGGCUGUGGCUUCCCAUGAUAAUUUUGUAGAUAUUUACAAUGUACUUACCAGCAAAAGAGUUGGCAUUUGUAAAGGUGCAUCUAGCUAUAUCACACACAUUGACUGGGACUCAAGAGGAAAGUUAUUGCAAGUCAAUUCUGGUGCCAAAGAACAACUAUUUUUUGAAGCACCACGGGGGAAAAGGCAUGUUAUAAGAAUUGCUGAGAUAGAGAAAAUUGAGUGGGACACCUGGACAUGUGUUCUUGGUCCUACUUGUGAAGGAAUUUGGCCCAUGCACAGUGAUGUCACCGUUGUAAAUGCAGCUAGCCUUACAAAAGACGGAACGCUGUUAGCUACGGGAGAUGAUUUUGGUUUUGUGAAGCUUUUUUCAUAUCCAGUAAAGGGCCAACAUGCAAAAUUCAAGAAGUAUGUGGGACACAGUGCACAGGUGACCAAUGUGCGGUGGUUACACAAUGAUUCUGUGCUGCUGACUGUAGGUGGUGCUGAUACAGCUUUGAUGAUCUGGACCAGAGAAUUUUUGGGCAUUCAGGAGAGUAAGCUGGUUGAUAGUGAAGAAUCAGACACAGAUGCAGAAGAAGAUGGAGGUUAUGAUAGUGAUGUUGCAAGAGAAAAAGCAAUUGACUAUACCACUAAGAUUUAUGCAGUAAGCAUCCGAGAAAUGGAAGGGACAAAACCACAUCAACAGCUGAAGGAAGUUUCAGUAGAAGAGAGGCCACCAGUUAGCAGAGCUGCUCCUCAACCUGAAAAACUGCAAAAGAACAAUAUCAACAAAAAAAAGAAGCUGGUUGAGGAGCUGGCUUUAGACCAUGUUUUUGGAUACAGAGGAUUUGAUUGUCGCAACAACCUUCAUUACCUAAAUGAUGGUGCUGAUAUUAUUUUCCACACAGCUGCAGCAGGCGUAGUUCAAAAUCUUUCUACCGGUGGUCAGAGUUUCUACCUGGAGCAUACUGAUGACAUUCUCUGCCUAACUGUGAAUCAGCACCCAAAGUAUAAAAACAUUGUGGCUACCAGCCAGAUCGGUACAACUCCCACAAUUCACAUAUGGGAUGCUAUGAGUAAGCAAACUAUUUCAAUGCUACGUUGCUUCCAUACCAAAGGCGUCAACUACGUGAACUUCAGUGCAACUGGCAAACUUCUGGUUUCAGUGGGAGUUGAUCCAGAACAUACAAUCACAGUGUGGAGGUGGCAAGAAGGGGCUAAAGUUGCUAGCAGGGGAGGACACCUGGAGAGGAUAUUCGUUGUAGAGUUCCGCCCAGAUUCAGACACUCAGUUUGUGUCUGUUGGGGUAAAACACAUGAAGUUCUGGACAUUAGCUGGCAGUGCUUUGCUUUAUAAGAAAGGAGUCAUUGGUUCCAUGGAAGAUGCCAAAAUGCAAACCAUGCUUUCUGUUGCCUUCGGAGCAAAUAACCUUACAUUUACUGGUGCCAUAAAUGGAGAUGUCUACGUCUGGAAGGAUCAUUUUCUGAUUAGACUUGUGGCAAAAGCUCACACAGGGCCAGUGUUUACAAUGUACACGACUCUUCGAGAUGGACUCAUUGUUACAGGAGGGAAGGAGAGACCCACUAAAGAAGGGGGAGCUGUAAAGCUAUGGGAUCAAGAGAUGAAACGGUGCCGAGCAUUUCAGCUUGAGACAGGCCAGCUGAUUGAGUGCGUGCGCUCCGUCUGCAGAGGAAAAGGAAAAAUUUUAGUGGGAACAAAAGACGGAGAAAUCCUUGAAGUAGGAGAAAAAAAUGCUGCUUCAAACUUGCUGAUUGAUUGUCACAUGGAAGGGGAGAUCUGGGGCUUAGCAGCUCACCCCUCAAAAGACAUAUUUAUCUCUGCAAGUAAUGAUGGAACAGCAAGAAUCUGGGACCUGUGUGACAAAAAACUGCUGAACAAAGUGAAUCUAGGUCAUCCAGCAAGGUGUGCCGCAUAUAGUCCUGAUGGUGAAAUGGUUGCAAUUGGCAUGAAGAAUGGAGAAUUUGUUAUUUUACUUGUCAGCAGCCUUAAGGUUUGGGGCAAAAAGCGAGACAGGAAGUCUGCAAUUCAGGAUAUCAGGAUCAGCCCAGAUAACAGGUUUUUGGCAGUGGGUUCACAAGAACAUACCGUAGAUUUUUAUGACCUCACUCAAGGUACAACCCUAAACCGAAUAGGCUACUGCAAAGACAUUGCAAGUUUUGUCAUACAGAUGGAUUUUUCUGCAGACAGCAGGUACAUUCAGGUAUCAACGGGUGCCUAUAAGCGUCAAGUUCACGAGGUACCACUAGGAAAGCAAAUAACAGAUCCUGCAUUAAUAGAAAAGAUCACGUGGGCCACGUGGACAAGCAUUCUUGGAGACGAGGUCAUUGGAAUUUGGCCGCGAAAUGCAGAUAAAGCAGACGUCAACUGUGCGUGUGUGACCCAUGCUGGCCUAAAUAUAGUCACUGGAGAUGACUUUGGUCUGGUGAAACUGUUUGAUUUCCCAUGCACGGAAAAAUUUGCCAAACACAAGCGGUAUUUUGGGCACUCUGCGCACGUCACCAACAUACGCUUUUCUCAUGAUGACAAGUACGUUAUAAGUACAGGAGGAGAUGACUGCAGCGUAUUUGUAUGGCGAUGUCUUUGAAAGGAGCCUCUUCUUGCUGCUGUUACUGCCACCACCAAGUGACUGCUCUGGACUGGACAGCCAUGACUGCCUCUACCCCUUCGGCUGCUGUAAUUUCCAUAUGAUGCUGCAUGGAUUACACAUUUUUCAAAUUACUCAUACGAAUUUACUGAAAGUGAAUGUGAUCUUGCAUUGGAAAGACCAAUAUCCUUGAGAAGGAAGCUGAAGUUUGAAAGGGAAGCGUUUUGUAACCUGGGUAGGCCAAAGUGAUGAACAGUUCACUCACGAAGCUGCUUUUGCCUAAUACUGUGUUAUUCAAACCAUGUCUGAAAAGGGAGCACGCUGAGAAAAUGCUGGGCCCUGUAAUUAGCAGAAUUUCAAAAUUUAUGGCUUGAACAUUUGUUCAAGAGAGUUGGUGGUUUUUUAACCACACCUGCUUAAAACUCCAAUUUGGUGCACUGAGCAAAACCGCAAGCAUGCUGGAGUUCACGCUUCAGCUUUCAGUAAUUGAAGGAGCAAACUAUCAUUUUUUUAAGUCCAUUUUAUUUUUAAAUAUAUAUAUAUUUGGCAAAAUUUUCUAUCCAUGAAGUGCCUUUGAAUAAUUUUCCAGUAGUAUGGGCUACAGUCUUGCCUCCCACCAGUUGCUUUCAACAUACGGUGCUAUAACUUUCACACAGAGGAGGGCUAACCAUUAACACCUUUAUCCCUGUUUUCUGCUUUGGUUUUUAAUACCUUCACAAGUGAAUGCCAAAAUGUUUCCAAGAGCAAGAAGCUAUGCGCUAUUGUAAGGACAGGUUCCCGACGGCAUUACACCUCUCGAUAAGCUGGUCUCAGCUGGGGCAGGAUUGUAGCUUGACCGCAGCCAGGAGUUGAAGCUUCACUCAAAAGGUGAGUAGAGGGAGAGUACAGAGAGAUGUGGUUGAAGAAUUUUUAACACAAGAAAGGAGACUGUUCCCCAAGUGCUUCUGCACUCUCUCUGUUUGAGGGAAGAUGUGCUUUGUAGGAAACCGCUUCCACAGGCAGUGGCCAACUAGCAUAUUCAAGUGGCCUGAAAGCCUCCAAGAAUCACUAUAUCCUGUUCUCCCCGUUCUGGAGGGGCUUCCUGAAGACAUCCCACGUGCCCUCUAGGAAAGGCCUAGAGCAGGUCUGGAGCCCCAGCAGGUACACAGUGUGUACCCUCCAGCAGGCACCUAGUCCCACGCUGCUUGUGAGUAGAAAAUAAAUCACUCUGAUACCAGAAACUUUCCCUAUCCUCGAGAAAAUCAGAGUCUUUGCUAAGCCUGGACUCCUCUCCCCACCACUGCCUCUCGCACAGCCCCCUCGUCCGUGACCGGGCUGUGGGACUGGGGGGUGGGAGGGCAGCAGGCAGCUGAGAUGAGAGGAGGGUCGCCUCCGCACAGAAGCAGAGACCACGAACAGAUAGAUGCUCAUGAAAGGCAAGUAAAGCCAUUCAACAUUUGUUAAUGAACAUUUUGUCAGAACAAAAAUACCCUACAGGACCAGUGGAAUUGGAGAAAGAAAAUUAAGGACGUUCAACUUUUUCCAAUGAAACUGUUAAGAAAGGAACAGAAAACGUGGGCAAUGUCAAAACAAACGAUUUUUGAGAUUUCUGGCAUGGACCAUCCAUACUUUGAAAUUGCCUUUCUUUUAAAAAGACUGUUAAUCAAAAGAAAUAAAGGCCAAAAUAAAACGUUUAGACUUACAUUAGGCUCUGAAAAGAAGUGUUAAAUAGCGCUUUAGUCCCAGUUCAGGAAAAUACAAUUUUGAACUGUGGAAACGUCCUGCCAAUCCACUUCUGCUGCCCACUGCGUAACAAGGUAGCUGGUGGAUGCAACGAAUAUCCAGUUAAAGGAGUGGAUCGAUGUACAUUUAACACACAAAAGUGCUUCAGCAACCUCAAAGAAUCACCUUUUUUUAAAAUUGAAUUUAUUAAUGCCUUAUAGUACUAUACAGAAGAUCAGUUUGUCAGAUAGAUACACAAUAAGCGUCCCUAUGCAGUCUUUUUUUGUUUGUAAAGAAACCUUCUUGAUCAAAUAAUGUAAUCAUGUGAGGUGGUGAUGUCAGUAAGCACCUUCUUGCCUAUGUUGUAAUAAUGUUUGCCUUCCUUUCAUACUGAUUGUAUCCCGAAACAAACCAGUCGCGUGGCAGGAUGAAUUAUUAAAUGGUGAUGUGAAAAAUACCUUAAAGCAAUAGUGUCUGUCAGGAAAACACUUAAUUUGUAUGUUUAUAUGGUUUGGCUUUAUGUAUAAAACGUUCGGAAUGAUGUAUUAUACUGUAAACUAAAAUAUUAGUGCAUGGGUUUAUUUUUCAAUGGUCAAGAUGCCGUUACAUUAAAAUCUGUAUCUCAAAUAAAUUUGGAUACAAGUUCUCAAUGUCCAACUCUUCAGUCAGAUUCAACAAGUUGAUCUGAAAAGAUCAGUAGAGGGACUCGCUUUACAGUUUCCUUCAAACUAGAAUAUGGCAUCAUACAUUAUUGUCUCAAAAGUAAAAGAAACCAAGGCUCUUCACCUUGGUGAGCAGAAUCUCAAAUUUCACCUUUGAUGCUUCUCAAUAACCAACUCGCACCACUUCAGCGGUGUCUGACACCGGCGCCCCCAUGUCACCGUGCUGGCGGCGCAGCCGGCAGCAGUAACAAUGGGUGCCUUCAGUGUUCACCAUCGAGGCCUCCUCACUGCGGGCAAGAAUCUGCGCUACAAGAACUACGCAUCAAACUGAGCAUCACCGGCUGACACAGCUAUUCGGGACAUCGAAUCUGUAACUGGACCUGAACAAACUGCUUCACACUGCACAUAUGAAAAGAAAAGGUAUCAUGAAAAAAACCACCUACGCACAUCGCUAUACGUCUGACGAACUACUUCCACCACCGUGUACAAUGGCUAGUUAAUCACGAUGAACUUAAACAAAAUAAACACAAAUAUAUUAAACUUGCCUCAAGAAAGCAAAAUACCGAUAUUAUUUUAUGUCUAUAAGCUUUAUUGAUACUUGGGGUUUGUUGGGUUUUUCCUUUUUUUGGGUGUUUUUUUUUGGGUUUUUUUUUUGGGUUUUUGUUGGUUUUUUUACAUUUCACAAUGCAUUCCACAGACUUAGUUCAAUACAGCUUAAACUGCAAGUGUAUAAAUUUUCAUUUAUCAUUUCUUGCAUAACAAGGUUUUAGGUUUCCAAACAACAUUUGCAGCAUUAGCUAUUCGGUCCACAGAUUAUCAGAGUUUGAGAGAUGGUAGAAUUAAUUACUUGCUCAAAAUCAACUACUGUACGUUUGUGCAACGACGUGUAUGCUGUAAUUUUCUUUUAAUAGAGGUGACGGUUCCUUUGUUCACUUCUCUCUUGGAUUUUUUAAACAGAUGCUAGUGUUUACAGAGACAUUUUAAGUUUUUCAAGCUUGUGUGCUAUGGAGCUAGUCCAGGAAUCGGUCAAUUCUCUGAAGUAUGAAGCACUGUGGAGCAGCUGAAAGAUCUAAGCUUUGUGAAACACACAUAUAUAUAUAUAUAUUGGCAAUUGAUAAAACAAUAAAAUCACAAUACAGCUAUACUCAUACCAAAAAGGCAAGAUUUUUUGAAACUUGCUAAAAUGGUAUAUUCUUCUAAAACAUCUCAUUUUAGAAAAUCUGCAUCAAUCUACACAGACCAUACACAGUGCACAAACUGGGAAGUGUUAUCCUCCGCUCCACCUGCACUACCUCUUCUGGAACGCAGCAGGGACUACCUCUGCUGAAGCAAAAUGUACAGCUUUCUCAACUCUUUUGUAUUAGCCAGUGCUGCACACAGGAUAAAGAAAGAUGAUUAGUUUUAGAUCCAUAGAUAGCAGCUUACAAUACUUAAGAUGAUGAAACACAUGGCAGCCAAAACAGUUUUGUUUUUUUUCCUCAAACACUGCGUUGCUAAAAAAUAAAGAUCUGUGAAAUUGCACUGCAAUGUCAAGGGUUUUGCUAUUCCCUGACCCUCCCCAUGUAAAUCCAAAUGAGUUUUUUUUCCC